AUGUACACCUCAGCCCAUUAUGAAAUGCUGACCCUGCCAGUGCCAAUGGCAGAAUUGCUCAAUGCUGGUGGCUCUCUUGCCUUUGAUGUUGUGAGACUUUCCGGGCAGGGUGAUUGCAUCUCCUGGUGUUGGCUUUUGCUUUUGGUGCUGUCUGCUCUGGAGGCCUCUGCCCUGGACAGCUACACCACAGCCAUCUACGAGCACAACGUGGUUUUGUCAGAGGACACUGAAGUUUCUCCUGAGGGGGCCUUGACGCUGAUGGACAAAAAGAUGGCAAUUUUGGAAGCAGCCAUCAAAGAAGCAGCCAAACAAGGUGCCCAUAUCAUUGUGACUCCUGAAGAUGGCAUUUACGGCUGGGUCUUCACAAGGGAAACAAUAUACCCUUACCUGGAGGAUAUCCCAGACCCACAGGUGGACUGGAUUCCGUGUGCUGAUCCUGGAAGGUUUGCUCCCUCACCUGUGCUGGAAAGACUGAGCUGUCUGGCGAGGAAUAACUCCCUCUAUGUGGUUGCAAAUAUAGGAGACAAGAAGCUGUGUAACUCCAGUCAUCCAAGGUGCCCAAGUGAUGGUCAUUAUCAGUACAAUACCAACGUUGUCUUUGACUCAGAAGAGAAACUGGUGGCUCGUUAUCACAAGUACAACCUUUUUGUGACAGAAAAACAGUUUAAUUACCUCAAGGAUCCAAAAUUUGUGACUUUCAACACAUCCUUUGGCUACUUUGGCAUUUUCACUUGUGCAGACAUACUCUAUCAUGACACAGCUGUGGUCUUGGCAAGCAGAUUUCAGGUUGACACCAUUCUGUUCCCAACUGCUUGGGUUAACACUCUUCCACUGUUGUCAGCGGUCCAGUUUCACUCAGCGUGGGCCAUGGGGAUGGGCGUCAACUUUCUUUCAGCAAAUAUGUCUUUCUGAUGUUACGUGUUUGCUGGGAGUGGUAUUUAUGCCCCAGAUGGUCCGAGAGCAUAUUAUUACAAUACAGAAACAGAAAAUGGUCACCUUUUGGUGACAGAACUGAGUUGACACCCACGUCUCUCUCCUGACUAUCCUGCUGCUGUUAACUGGAAAUUGCACGCCAGCGGGAUGAAACAGCUUCCACCAAACAGCCACCACUUCAGUGGGGUCGUUUACCAUGAUCUCUUCUCCUUCAUGGAGCUGACUGAACCCAAGGGAGAUCGUGCCGUUUGCCAGCAGGACCUCUGCGGCCAUCUGAGUUACAAGAUGGCAGAGAAGCAGAAAGCCUUUGAUGGGCUACAUGUUGUUGAAGGAGAGUAUUAUUUGCAGAUAUGCACGCUGCUCAAGUGCAAGAGCACAGAUCCAAACACGUGUGGGCAGCCGGUGGAGACGGCACAGACCAAGUUUGAGAUGUUCUCCCUCAGCGGCACGUUUGGCACUAACUACGUCUUUCCAGAGUCUUUGCAGCUGGCUCCUGGGGAGUUCAAGGUGCUAACUGAUGGACGUCCAAUAAGUCGGACUAGUACAUCAAAGCCAGUUUUGAGUGUAACACUCUUUGGGAGGUGGUAUGAAAAGGACCCUCCACGCACACAGCAAGCUUCACCAUGA
Messenger RNA from Cariama cristata (Red-legged seriema), 1560 nucleotides. RefSeq names its product pantetheinase-like. Gene Ontology annotation, molecular function: hydrolase activity, acting on carbon-nitrogen (but not peptide) bonds, in linear amides. Lineage: Eukaryota; Metazoa; Chordata; Aves; Cariamiformes; Cariamidae. The record is from RefSeq and is a predicted model, not a curated record.